Molecule: messenger RNA, 453 nt
Organism: Drosophila takahashii
Lineage: Eukaryota; Metazoa; Arthropoda; Insecta; Diptera; Drosophilidae
Product: probable GH family 25 lysozyme 3
Source: RefSeq, a predicted model, not a curated record
AUGAACCCCACUGAUGGAAGCACCACUCCCACUGAUGGCAGCACCACUCCCACUGAUGGCAGCACCACUCCCACUGACGGGAGCACCACUCCCACUGAUGGUAGCACCACUCCCACUGAUGGCAGCACCACUCCCACUGAUGGCAGCACCUCUCCUACUGAUGGCAGCACCUCUCCUACUGAUGGAAGCACCUCUCCGUCGACUGGAGGCAGCACCUCUCCCUCUACAGGCGAUAGCACGAGCCCUUCGGCAGGAUCCACCGACAACUCCCCCGCCACCGGAAGUGACGACAGCAGCAGCAACAGUGGCAGCAGCAACAGCGGCAAUGGCAACAGGAACAGGAACCGCCGGAAUCGUCGCCAGCGUCGUCGCCGUGCCCAGCGAGCUCAGCGCAGGAAGAACCGCAGGAACCGCAGGAACAACAGGAACAACAGGACCAACAGGAACGGCUAA